AGAAGAACCCCGAAAUUUAAAUUAAAUUAAAAAAAUUUUAAGGACAGCGUCUAAGGACUCCAAAACUUGAAGGACUACGGUAUGUCAAUUAUAAAUGUCACACAAAAAGGAAAAGCAGAAAACAAAUCCCGGCGGGAAAAAGCUGUCUCAGUCAGCUGCUCCUCCGUCGCAUAAAAACCCUAGCUGGGCUUAUUGCAGAAGAACGAAGAAAGAGAUGCCGUCGUUUCCUCAGCCGGGCUUCCUUACCAUCUGCGAACUCCACCGAGACCUGGUUACUGUGGACAACCUCUCCGAUGAUCGAGCCAGAGAUACCUAUGCUAAAGUCCUUGGAACUUUGUUCAGUCCAAUCCCUUUUCAGUCCGAGAAUCUGUUACUGGACCCUAUUGAAGAUCAUCAACCGGAGGAGGGUGGUAGUAUUGGGUUUCUCUCCGCUGCUUUGCAGGCUGUAUCAACUGGUUCUCUUUCACCCCUGUUUAAGCCAGCUCUUGAUGUAAGUUUGUCGCGCAGCGUUGAUCUCUACGGCCUGAGUUGGCACCAACAUAAACACAUUGUUGCUUUUGUUUCUGGGGCACAUCAGGUGACGAUUCAUGAUUAUGAGGAUUCAGAUGGUAAGGAUCCUUGCAUUCUGAUGAAUGAGUCUCAAAAAGAUGUUAAAUGCAUUGAGUGGCGGCCUAAUGGGGGGAGGACACUUUCUGUAGCAUGCAAGGGUGGAAUUUGCAUUUGGGCGGCUUCAUAUCCUGGAAAUGCAGCUUUAGUUAGACAUAAAAUUACUUCAAGCAUUCUCAGGGGCUCUGGAACAAGAUGGACUCUAGUGGAUUUCCUUCAGAGUCACAAUGGUGAACAAAUAAGCGCCCUCUCAUGGAGUCCUGAUGGAAGAUAUUUGGCAUCGGCUUCAUUUGCGAAUUCAUCAUUCACCAUUUGGGAUGUAUCUCAAGGAAUUGGUAGGCGAAUUCGACGUGGUUUAGGGGGCAUAUCAAUGCUUAAGUGGUCUCCAUCUGGAGAUUACUUUUUUGUUGCUAAAUCCGAUGGAACAUUUUACCUCUGGGAGACAAAUACUUGGACAUCAGAAACAUGGUCCUCAACCAAUGGAUUUGUCACGGGAGUUUCAUGGGACCCCGAUAGCCGAAUGCUCGUCAUUGCUUUCUCUGAGUCUACAACACUAGGUUCUCUUCACUUUGCAUCAAAACCGCCAUCCCUGGGUAUGUAAUGAGUAUGCAUGUCCGGAUCGACAGGGUUUUUACUAGCUGGUUUCCUCUUAGUUUCUUGAGUUUCUGACCUCAUCUAUGCAAAAUUAUGGAGAAUAUGGAAAUAUGUCUUGGUAUGGUUGAGAAUGUCUUAUUUGAGCAUGCUUAGGCUUAUCUUAUACAUAUGGGUGAUCUAUAUGUCAUAUGCUAAGUUUCCUUUUUUUUUCUUUGUAUUGCUAUAUUUCAGAUGCACACCUUGUUCCUCUCGAGCUGCCAGAAAUUCAGUCCUUAACCAGAAGGUUCAGUUACUGUUGUCUUUAAUUUGUAUCUUAUUACUAAACAGUAGUCCAAGUUCGUCCGUCUCAAUCUCCUUUCUCUUAAAUGACUCUUUUUGUCAACUAGCUCUGGAUUUUUGUCAAUUGGUGGAUGGAAUCACUUUUAAGGAAAUAUCCAGUCACUUGUAUAAGGAGAAAAACCCUUGCAUUCGCAAGUUUUGCAUCCAUUUGACCCAUCGAAAAGUUAUUUGAUUACUUUUUGCAUAGCCUUGUGUAAAUAAAUUAAGUACCUCAGAACCAAUGUUUUGGAUUUGAUCCUCUGCAAUGUAUUGCACAAAUUGAUUCUUCUGGUUACUGAUUGGAGGAGUUUGGAAUCUGAAAUGAUGCCUGAUUUAUUUGAUGGAAGCACUUAUGUUGAACUUUGUGAUUGGGCUUCAAGUUUGAUUUGCUUCAUGCAUACUGAAAUUUUAAUGUUUUACCAUUGUUCUUAGAAGGUUUUAAAUUUCCUGUCUUGUAAUCAGUUUAUUACAUUUGUCUCUGCUCAUGUGCACCAAUCUACAGUUUAUUUAUGUAUUCAGAAUGUUGAUGUCUUUGGAUUAUUUUAUGUGAUUAAAAAGUGGAGGUGUCGAUAUUAGCCUUCAUCUUGCAAUUUUCUUCAAUUACAGUAAAGGCAUUGAAAAGAUGGUGUGGGAUGCUUCAGGAGAGCGGUUAGCUUUGUCAUACAAAGGCGGGGAUGACCAGUACAAAGGUCUUGUGGCGUUAUAUGAUGUUAGAAGAAUUCCCUUGAUUUCAGCAUCACUCAUGUAGGUUUUUUGUAGCUCAUUCCAGUCUUGAUCUGUCUAUGAUUUAUAUUCGUUCCCCGGUGGUGGAUCUUGUGGUUUCACGUGUUGCUGAUGUUUGCGGCAUUAAUUUGUUCUAAUGCUCGUUUGUGUUGCUAUUUCACCAAUCCAGUGGCUUUAUUAGAGGUCCAGGGGAAAACCCUAAGGCAAUUGCAUUGGCAUUUCAUGACAAGUUUAAACAAGGACCCCUGCUCUCAGUUGUAAGUCUCUGAAAGCCAUGUUUAUCCUCAACAGCUUAACAUUUCCAGAUGUUGUUGCGGUAUUCAAUUACAAGUUUUCGGUGAAAAGAUUUCAACUCUGUCAAAGCUAGCAUCUUUAUUUAUAUUCUGCGUUCAAGCUCUAACUUCAUUGUGGUGUCAGUGUUGGAGCAGCGGAAUGUGCUGCACUUACCCACUCGUCUUGCGUGCUCAUACUCUACCUUGAUGGAGGUAUUGGUCUUAAAUCUCCACUUGCAUAAUUCAGUCGUCUAGGAAAGUAAAUUUGUGUUGGGAAAUAAAGUACUUUAUGUACCUUUUUUCGGCAGGAAAAUGUGGUCCUUGAGGACUUGUCCAGGAAUACUUCUGGUUGUACAAUUUAGGCAAUUUGAUUGGUCAGACUUAGUAUCCGAGGUUCAGCGGUGAACUUGGAUUCCUGCGAUGAGUCUUUAACCAUUUUCAAAAUGAAAGCAUCGACUUGUGUUGUUGAUCUGAGGAUGCAAACUGAUAGCGGCUACGAGAAUGGGAACAUGAAGUGUUAAAAUAGUUGGUUCCAGUGUCCGGGGAAAUGUUUUGGGUUGUAAUGGUUUAGUAUGACAUCCAAAUUUUGAAUGGAAAAUUGGUCUUCCUAUUGUUUGUAACCAGACUCGAGAAAAGAUGAGUUAGAGAUGUUGCAUGUCAGAAAAUGUUGGGGUUUUGUAUGUGAUCCUUAUGGGAAGAUAUGAAAUUUGAUGUGCGCUGAGUAGUUUUGGCCGAUUUGUAAAACAAUUCAGCCGUUUCCGGUUGUCUUUAUUUUGUGUGUCGACUGAAACAAAUGAGAGUUCAAUUACAGUAAUAUCUCUCCUUCGCUCUCGGUUUUAUGGCAGCAUAAUUGAUGUAAUAUUCCGUCUAGAGAACAUUAUAUGAAUUAUGAAUGAGCAAUUGUUGUGUGUGGUCUAGUACAUUUUGUGCGCAACAUAAUCUUAUCAUAUGCUCUAUAUGCGUGAAAAAGGAAUUCGAAACUACCUAGUUCAAAGCAGCCUUCAAUUCAAUAUUCCCUUGAAUUCAAGUGACAUUCACACGUUAGUAAGACCAUUUCAAAAA
Molecule: messenger RNA, 3575 nt
Organism: Oldenlandia corymbosa var. corymbosa
Lineage: Eukaryota; Viridiplantae; Streptophyta; Magnoliopsida; Gentianales; Rubiaceae
Source: the annotation of a GenBank genome assembly